AAUAUAUGUGGCCAAUGAAUAAUACACCAUUUCUCUCCAUUUCUUCUCUUCCCCGACACAGUCCUUUUCCUUUCCUCCAUCUCCAUGGCCACCACCACCAUCGCUCCCUCUCACCUCACCUCCACCUUCACUCAAAACCUAUCUUUUAACCCUCCGUCACGCACACCCAUCUCCUUGCCUCAUCGUUCAUUCCCCAAGAAAUGCCAGUUUGCCACUCUUUCAACUCCUAAACUUGCCUCUCCCCCAAGAAUUGCAUGCAAGGCGGCGGAAGUAUCAGUGAGUGAGCAGUCUCCCAGCUCCGGUGAGAAUUGGGUUCCUGUAGUUCCACUGGCUGCUCUGCCUAAAGGAGAAAGAAGAGUCAUAAUUCAAGACGGGGAGACUAUUUUGUUGCUUUGGUAUAAAGAUCAGGUUUUUGCUGUUGAGAAUAGGUCUCCUGCUGAAGGUGCUUAUAGUGAAGGUUUCCUUAAUGCCAAGCUUACCCAGGAUGGCUGCAUAGUUUGCCCAACAACUGACAGCACUUUUGAUCUUCGGACUGGUGCAACCAAAGAAUGGUACCCGAAGAAUCCUGUGCUGAGAGCUCUCACGCCUCCUUUGAAGGCACUCUAUGUUUAUCCUAUUAAAACCGAUGAAGAAAAUAUUUACAUCAGCAUGAAAGGAGGUCUAAAAGAUGAUGCAUCUGCAGAAAUAGUCUUCAGUGGGAAGGCUAAACCAGGUGUUACUGCAAGUGAUGUUAAUGUGGAUGAGGUGAGAAUGGUAGUCGACGAGAAUUCUGAGGGGUUUGGCUUUAUCCGCAAGAAUGAAGUAAUAAAUGGGAAGGCAGCUGUAAUUGGUUUCUUGUUGUUAUUAGAUUUUGAACUCUUGACAGGUAAAGGUAUUCUCAAAGGAGUGGGUUUCUUGGACUUCCUCUAUAGUAUAACUAAUUCUUUCAACUAGAGGCUCACAUUUCUUUUUUCAAGAUCGAGAAGACCUCCGGGAUCAUACAAAGGUAAUUUUUGUAUUUGAUUAUAAUAUAUGUGGAUGUAUAAUCUCUUUUUUCUUAUUUAAUUGUAUAUUGUUCACACACAAAAGACGAGUUCAUUCAUGUUUACUUUCUUUAUCUAUUAAAUUAAGCAAUCUGUGCAAUUAGUAUCAAA
Mercurialis annua (annual mercury) is the source of this 1133-nucleotide messenger RNA. RefSeq lists its product as uncharacterized. Gene Ontology annotation, molecular function: 2 iron, 2 sulfur cluster binding; nitrite reductase [NAD(P)H] activity. The coding region runs from base 85 to 933 and encodes 282 amino acids. Lineage: Eukaryota; Viridiplantae; Streptophyta; Magnoliopsida; Malpighiales; Euphorbiaceae. The record is from RefSeq and is a predicted model, not a curated record. The transcript has 3 exons.